CCCCUGGGCCUAUCUUAACCAUCUCAGUUUCUCUCUUGAUUGUAUAAAUGUAGUCCGUGACUGCCUGUGUGCUAUAAGUGCGACAAAUUUUGUUAAAUAAGUUUGAUACGCAAUCGUUAUCAAAAUAGAAUAUAUUUUCUAAUUAUUCCCCUGCACCUAUGUUAUUGAAAUAUAGUGUGAUUCCUUGGCAAAUAAAUUUUUGUCAAUCCUAAUCGAGUGUUUUAAGCGAACUUUUAUUUUUUUUGUCAUGGCUGAUACACUUGAGUGUAUUUACAGCCGGAUCAUGUCAGUGUGCGAUGAUAAACGUCAAUUGUGGUACUCAACAGUUCGUUAAGAGUUGGUGAAGUUGCUAGUGUUAAGCAACAUAAAACAUGGGUGACGAUAAUAAUGGGCAGACGAACGGGUGUCGAUGCGGAGAUAGACGCUACUAUUAGCGAGCUGGAAGUGCUAGUCGCGUCGGAGACGCAGGAGGGUGAGAAGGAAGACGGGGGGGAGGGGAAGGAGAAUAUAUACGACGGAAGGUCCGCGACGAGAAUGGAAUCGCGGCACCCACGCAAGAAUCGUCUACGUAGCAUCAUCGGGAUAUGCCUGUUCCUUGCGUUGACUGGGAUCAUUUACCUAGGCUACUUCUGCCCGGAUCACGUGUGCGCUUUGACAAACCGCGAGAUCAGGGAGUCUAUUGGACUGUCAGAAAGCCUGUCCAUCGUCCCUGGAUCACCUGUCGCUGGUUCCGCUGCGCUCUCUUCAGUUUCCAUCGAACUUGAUAGAAACGGUUUGCUCUCGGUGCAUCCCGCCUUCAAGCUACAAAGCAUCCAGGGUAGUCUAGGCUAUGAUGACAUCUUUGCCAAUGACACCUUUCAAUUUGAUAUCAAUGCUCACGAUGUUAUGGUCUUUCUUCACAUACAAAAAACAGGUGGCACACUAUUUGGCAAACAUCUGGUGCGAGAUUUAGAAUUACAAAGACCGUGCUCAUGUCAACGACGACGCAAGCGUUGCUUCUGUUUCCGUCCAAAUCAUAACGAAAAUUGGUUAUUCUCACGAUAUUCUACCGGCUGGAAGUGUGGAUUACAUGCGGAUUGGACCGAAUUGACAAAUUGUGUUGAUACGGAACUCAAUAAAAUUGAAGGAGAUGGAAUUAAGCGCCGUUACUUUUAUAUAACUAUCAUAAGGGAUCCCGUUGCAAGAUAUCUCUCUGAGUUUAGACACGUGCAGAGAGGUGCUACAUGGAGAGGUGCUCGUCAUUGGUGCGGAGGUACUCAAGCAAAUAUACCUCAGUGUUACGAUGGUCCCAAUUGGAAAGGUGUUACCCUGGAAGAGUUUAUGGAAUGCCCUUACAAUUUGGCAAGAAAUCGUCAAACGAGAAUGCUGGCAGAUCUAUCGAUAGUUGGCUGUUAUAACUCCACUCUUAGCAAAACUGAUGAAGAACGUCUAAUAUUGGCUAGUGCUAAACACAACUUACAAUUUAUGCCUUUCUUCAUGCUAACUGAAUAUCAGAAGGUAGGGCAGUACACCUUCGAAGAAACAUUUAAAAUGCGAUUUGCGGUUGCAUUUGAGCAGCAUAAUGCCACACUUAGUGCAGCCACUAUGGCAACCCUUAGUACAGAGCAAUUAGACGCCGUACGUAAACUCAACAGCCUGGACCUAGAACUCUACGAAUUUGCAAAGAAUCUUGCUUUUCAAAGAUUUAAACGGCUUAGAGAUCGUGAUCCACAUUUCGUACAACGAUUUCAACACCUUGGUGAAUUGCCAUCGAGGCAAAGUGCCACAGAAUUUAAUUGGGAUUCUGUCAUUGAAGACACUACGGAUAACGAAUGAUAUAUUACAUUACAAGACAAUAAUAUUCAGUAAUAAGAUGUGAUGUCGCCUUCAUUGAAAGGCGAAAAAGAGUUGAGUCCACACACAGCAAAGUAAAAAUACAUAAAAGUCAAGGAAUAUAACGUCAUUGGUUAGCAUGUCUAACAAACAAAAUGGAAAAGAUACAAAUUAGGAACAAUGAAAAGAUGCGAUAAACAUAAAACUGUAUUAAGUUAAUCCAAUAACAGUUCCUUUUGUGUUCCUGUGGGAAAACGGAUAUCAUGAAUGAAAAUUAAGAAGCCUGCUUAAAAAGUUGCAGAGACUGCGAUGCCUCAUGUGGAGAGAUAAAACGACAACUACAAACUAUAAAGAAACAUAAGAAUAUCAGUCAAAAUCCAUCAUAACAAUCUAUGAUUACAGGACUAAAAUUUAAUCAAUAAUUUAAGUAAAAAUUGAUCGAGAAAUGUUCCACCAAACACAAAUAAGAGAAGAAUAUUUUUCAUUGUCAAAAUCAAAUUUUUAAGAUAUAUUACUUUCGAUCUGCUGUAUACUUACUGUAAAGAAGAACUUCGUGAUACAGACAUCUAACUUGUAAUGACAAAGAGAAGUAACCGCGCAGGUAGGCGGAUGCAGGUAGCGAGACUAUACAAAAGAUCGAUAGCUUCUGGGGAGCUUUUGACUCCCCGGGAUCCUUCCGGAAUCACGCCAUGGCCAUAGCAACUCACAGCUCCCUCC
Messenger RNA from Trachymyrmex septentrionalis, 2529 nucleotides. RefSeq names its product heparan-sulfate 6-O-sulfotransferase 1 (gene Hs6st). NCBI's taxonomy places the organism in Eukaryota, Metazoa, Arthropoda, Insecta, Hymenoptera, Formicidae. Bases 388 to 1815 code for a protein of 475 amino acids. The transcript has 9 exons. Gene Ontology annotation, cellular component: membrane. Gene Ontology annotation, molecular function: heparan sulfate 6-sulfotransferase activity. The record is from RefSeq and is a predicted model, not a curated record.